Molecule: messenger RNA, 1781 nt
Organism: Pseudovirgaria hyperparasitica
Lineage: Eukaryota; Fungi; Ascomycota; Dothideomycetes; Acrospermales; Acrospermaceae
Product: MFS general substrate transporter
Exons: 3
Coding region: 290-1747 (485 amino acids)
Biological process (GO): transmembrane transport
Cellular component (GO): brush border membrane
Molecular function (GO): transmembrane transporter activity
Source: RefSeq, a predicted model, not a curated record
ACUGCCGUGUCUUCCAUUAUUAAACCUCAUCCUCAUCAUCGUCGUAUUAAUUCUCCUAAUGACGCCCUUUGACGCGUUCUUUUAGCUUGACUUAGCUUUCCGUCUGCUGCCCACUCGUCGGGCCCUGUAUUUCUAACGACACAUUCCUGCAACUUGUCCUCUUCCAUAACCCACCCGACUGUAUAUCACCUUUCAUAGACCACACUUCGUCUGUGCUUUGGCAAAGCAACAUAUCAACCAGGUCACUCAUUCUGCGGCUCCUCGACUCGCGCAUACGGAAGAGCUUAGGAUGAUGGACUCCACGUCCCCGGAAGCAAAGGCCACUCGCAAGCGGGUCUUGCGCGUGCUCUUCAUAUCACUCCUACUCGAUCUCAUCUCCUUCACCUUCAUUCUCCCGCUCUUCCCCAAACUCCUCGAGUUCUACCGCGAGACCGAGACGUCCGCCGGCUCCACGUCCGUCCUCAACUCGGUCCUGGACGCCCUCAAUACGUACAAGAACUCGUUUGCAAAGCCGAUAUCUUCGCGCUAUGACAUUGUGCUUCUGGGCGGCGCGCUCGGCUCGCUGUUCUCCUUCCUGCAGGCAAUCGCCUCGCCCAUCAUCGGCCGGCUGAGCGACAAAUAUGGUCGCCGCACGGCGCUGCUCUGGAGCAUGUGCGGCAACAUUGCCUCGGUGGCGCUGUGGGUGGCGGCGACGGAUUUCCGCACCUUUCUGGCAAGCAGAGUGGUCGGUGGCCUGAGCGAGGGCAACGUCCAGCUUGCCCUGGCGAUUGCAACGGACAUCAGCGACGAGACGCAGCGCGGCGCGACAAUGGCACUGGUGGGAGCAUGCUUCAGCAUCGCAUUCACAUUCGGGCCGGCGCUAGGGGCAUGGCUCUCGAACAUCACGACCGUCGCGGCGAACCCCUUUGCGACCGCCGCGGGCUUCAGCCUCUUCCUCAUCGUCACCGAAACAAUCUACCUAUACCACAGCCUCCCGGAAACGCUCCCGAUCGUCGUCGCCAGCAGCAGCAGCAGCAAAGAGCGCAAAGACGACGACGACGACGACGACAAAACCAACAACAAAAACCCCACGGCAAACGGCCCAACCACAAACCCGCGCCCCCUCCUCGUCCGCACAAACUCCCACCUCCUCCUCAACUUCACCCACUUCUUCUUCAUCCUCUUCUUCUCCGGCAUGGAAUUCUCCCUCCCCUUCAUGACCUACGACCUCUUCAGCUACGCCGCCAAGGACUCGGGCAAACUGCUCGGCUUCAUCGGCCUCGUGGCCUCGGUGCUCCAGGGCGCCGUCACGCGCCGCAUGCACCCACUCCGCGUCGUCCAGCUCGGCGUCGUCAGCGCAAGCAUCGCCUUCUUCAUGCUCGGCCGCGUCGCCUCCGAGCGCGCCCUCUACGCCGCCGCCGCCUUGCUCGCCGUCACCAGCGCCACCGUCGUCACCGGCCUGAACAGUCUAAGCAGCUUCGAGGCCCAGGCCGGCGAGCGCGGCGCGAAGCUAGGCAAUCACCGCAGCUUCGGCCAAAUCGGCCGCUCCAUCGGACCCUUGCUCUUCUGCUCCCUCUACUGGUGGGCCGGCCGCGAGACGGCAUACAGCAUCGGCGGCGCCGGCAUGGUCGCCGUCUGCGCCGUCGUCUUUGGCGGGCUCAAAGUGCCCCCCGGCACCGAAACGGUCAGUGUGAGGGGAACGAAGAAGAAGGCGGCAACGGGGGCGGGGGUCAAGGGGGUAAAUGGGUCGGGCAAGAAGAUGCAAUGAAGAUGAAGAUGAAGAUGAUGAUAUAGACAGGAAC